Molecule: messenger RNA, 2330 nt
Organism: Peromyscus californicus insignis
Lineage: Eukaryota; Metazoa; Chordata; Mammalia; Rodentia; Cricetidae
Gene: Mfsd2b
Product: MFSD2 lysolipid transporter B, sphingolipid
Exons: 14
Coding region: 1-1488 (495 amino acids)
Biological process (GO): carbohydrate transport
Cellular component (GO): membrane
Molecular function (GO): symporter activity; sphingolipid intramembrane carrier activity
Source: RefSeq, a predicted model, not a curated record
AUGUCGCCUCACGAACCCACCCCGGCUCCGGUUGCAGAGCCUCACACCCAGGAGCCAGGCUCGGACAACAGGACCGGUCGCCUGUCAGUCUGUACGAAGGUGUGCUAUGGCAUUGGUGGAGUCCCCAACCAGGUGGCCUCCAGCGCCUCGGCCUUCUACCUGCAGCCCUUCCUACUCGAUGUGGCACAGAUCCCCGCUGCCCAGGUGUCACUUGCCUUGUUCGGAGGGAAGGUGUCUGGGGCAGUUGCGGACCCUGUGGCUGGCUUCUUCAUCAACAAAAGCAGAAGGACAAGAUCUGGACGACUGAUGCCUUGGGCGCUGGGCUGCAUGCCCUUCAUUGCCCUGGCCUACUUCUUCCUGUGGUUCCUGCCCCCAUUCACCAGCCUGCGUGGGCUCUGGUAUACCACCUUCUACUGCCUGUUCCAGGCCCUGGCUACGUUCUUCCAGGUUCCCUACACGGCGCUCACUAUGAUCCUCACUCCCAGCCCCAGAGAGCGAGACUCGGCCACUGCAUACCGGAUGACCAUGGAGAUGGCAGGGACGCUGAUGGGAGCCGCCGUCCAUGGGCUCAUCGUGUCCAGUGCCCAUGGGUCUCGGAGGUGUGAGGAUCCUGGAGUGCAGCUCCCCGGGAGUACCGCUGUCUCCCCAGAUGCCGCUCGGCUCUAUUGCCUCGCAGCCGCUGUGGUUGCGUUGACUUACCCUGUGUGUGGCAGUUUGCUGUGCCUAGGAGUGAAGGAGCAGCCAGACACUUCCGCCCCAGCCUCAGGUUCAGGCCUGAGCUUCUUCGCGGGGCUGGCCAUCACUUCCCGGCACCCGCCCUACUUGAGUCUGGUGGUCUCCUUCUUGUUCAUCUCGGCUGCCGUCCAGGUGGAACAAAGCUACCUGGUCCUGUUCUGUUUACAUGCCUCCCGGCUACAAGACCACGUCCAGGGCUUGGUGCUAACCAUCCUGAUCUCAGCCGUGCUGAGCACCCCGCUGUGGGAGUGGGUUCUCCAGCGAUUUGGGAAGAGGACAUCCGCGUUCGGGAUCUGUGUGAUGGUGCCCUUUUCUAUCUUGCUGGCUGCUGUGCCCUCAGCGCCUGUGGCCUAUGUUGUGGCCUUUGUCUCUGGUGUGAGCAUUGCUGUGUCCCUGCUGCUACCCUGGUCCAUGUUGCCAGAUGUGGUGGAUGACUUCCAGCUGCAGCACCAGCAUGGCCCAGGCGUGGAGACGAUCUUCUACUCAUCCUACGUCUUCUUCACCAAGCUCUCAGGAGCAGGCGCCCUGGGCAUCUCCACCCUCGGUUUGGAGUUCGCGGGGUAUAAGGCAGGGGCCUGCCAGCAAGCAGAGGAAGUGGUCGUCACCCUCAAGGUCCUCAUUGGUGCGGUGCCCACCUGUAUGAUCCUUAUUGGUCUGUGCAUCCUCAUGGCUGGCCCAACUCCCAAGACGCCAAGCCAGGACACCUCCGCCCAGCUAAGCCUCAGGAGGAGAACUAGCUACAGCAUCGCCUGAAUGUAAAGGGGACUUCUGUGAGCCGGGAACGCAGAAGCCUGAGUUUUCUGGAACUCUCUGUCCAGCCCCCGGGCACAGCAAAGCAACUCAGCAUGCGACAUUUUCCCUUGCGAAUGGAGGCUUUAGUGACAUCUCCCAAAGCGGCUAGCCCAGGUUCCAGGGACCCUACCUGCCACCUCCUUACCUGUUGACCCUGGACCUUCCCGACUUGUAGCCCAAACUCCUCCUCCUUCAAGAAACCUCAGACUCUGAAAGCAUCCCCCAAGACUACUUCUGGCAUCAGGAAGGUUCUGCCUCCUCCAGCCUGUACACUCACUCCCUUUGCUAGAUGGCAGAGCUCCACACACAGGAAAACAGACCAAGACCUGGUUUGCUCAGUCUCCAGUGGACACCUGCUGAGAGCAUGGAAAAGCUGGGACACAGUGUCAAUGGGUAAACAGAGGACACACGACUACCUGGCACACAGGUGUUUGCCCAGCAUUUUGCUCUCUUCACAUGAAUUGAGGUCACUGCUUCUAUCAGUAGACAGAGGACGACGCAGAACCAUCGGAGGCCAGUCACUUUUACAAAUAAAUGUAAAUACAUCUUCUGAAAUUCUUGUUAUAAUAGCAUGUAAUAAGAACUGCAGUUUUCUAGGGGCUGUGUCUUUGGGGAAAAGAGAUUCACUGGGGUUUAUAUUUUUUAAAAAAAAACAAAUUUAGCUGGGUGUGGUGAUGCACACAGUUAAUGCUGGCACUCGGGGUAGAAACAGGAGAAUCAAGAGUUCAAGGCCAGCCUCAGUUGCAUAUUAAAUUUGAGGCCAGUGAACAACCUGAGAUCCACUUUUUUUGCGGGGGUGGGGA